Molecule: messenger RNA, 3857 nt
Organism: Paramisgurnus dabryanus
Lineage: Eukaryota; Metazoa; Chordata; Actinopteri; Cypriniformes; Cobitidae
Product: transmembrane protein 151B
Source: RefSeq, a predicted model, not a curated record
UUGGCAUUAAUGACAAAGUAUUGCAGCCUAGUGGUGCAAUGGACUGGGGCCAGCUAUGUUAUUAUUUAGUGCAGGUGGGUGACAUCAGUGUGGAGGAAACAACCGCCUUGCAGGAGAGUGGAGGGGGACUCCGCUGACGUCCUCUGAAUCUCUCUCAAGGAGAAACGCGCAUAUCGACAAAAACAAGUAGGGUGCAGAGAAUCCUCGCUGAUAGCUUUCAUAGAAAGCUUUAGUUGUUUUGUUGGCUGCAUCAAACGUAUCUACAGACGCGCGUGUUAUUGCAGUCUCGAUGUGCUCGUGCUCCAUCAUCCGUGACACUGGAUAUACAGCCGUAGAAACAUCAACACUGUGAAGGUGAUGAAGCUGGUAGAGAAAUGGUCAGAACCGAGAGACUAUUUGAGAAGAUAUGCAUGCACUUGAGGUGUGAGGGAGACUGAGCACGGGUGGGUAAUGUAGCGAUUAUCAUGCGACUUCGCCCGGGGUGCCGCGCUGAACCGUAUCGGGACCGGCGGCGGAUGGGGUAACUGGCCCGCGGGGGACGACCACGUCGUGGGCCGCCGCCGCCACCACAUCCUAAACCGCCCCUGGCUAUCCCCGGGGUGUGUGGGACGGAGAAAAGAUGCCGGACGCCACGGUAGAUGCAGAAGAGCCCAUUCUGAACGGGGCUGGGCGGGAAGAGGCGACUUUCAUAUAAAAACAUAUUUAGUCACAAUAUUCAACGAUAUCCAAGGUGGAAGGUUUACUUUACAUAAUCAAGAUGAGAGAUUUUUGCUGUAUAUAAAAUAUUAAUGUGGUACGUAGCAUGCAGGCAAUAUAGAAAUAUGUAUUAUUAAGACAUUCUUAUUUUAUUGUCUACCUAGUGUGAUUAUUUCCUGUCUUUUCUCUCCGAUCUUGACAGUGUGGUUCCCUUGGGGCUGUUGUUUUACUCGUUCACUUGGCAGUGUCUCUUCCCUUCACUCUCCCUGAGUCUCUGUGCUGCCACUUUAUUUAGCUUUCGCCCUUUAACAUCCGUCAUGCUCUUCAGUCUGAGAGAUGUUGUCCCACCGGUCCAAUAUCUGAUCAAAAGAGCAGCAUCCAGUGAAGCAGUCUUUAGCUUCCUCUUUGUGUCGAGAGUCUCACUGGAAGUGUCUUCUUCUCACUCUGCUCAUGUUCGGCUGUUUCGGCACACUGACCUGGUGCAAGCUGUGCAAGGUUCCAGCGCCAGCUCCAACAGAGCCGGAAGCUGCCGUUGUUGAACCUGGAGACCCCUUUACAACCUCAGCUAGCGCCAGUAUCUACAUCCCAGAUGAACUGGGUUUCGAUGGUCCCUGUUCCAGUGGCUACAUUUAUAUUCCUCUUGCCUUUCUGGCAAUGCUGUACGUGGUCUACCUGGUUGAAUGCUGGCACUGUUAUUCAAAGACAGCCAUGUUGGCUCAAGCAGAAGUUGCAGAAGUGUACGAGCGUGUGCAGAGGCUGCAGCAGGCUACGCCCUGCAUCUGGUGGAAAGCCAUCAGUUACCACUACGUGCGACGGACCAGACAGGUGACACGCUAUCGCAAUGGGGACGCCUAUACCAGCACGCAAGUGUAUCAUGAACGUGUGAACACGCACGCUGCAGGCUCGGAGUUCGACUAUUCGCGGUAUGGCGUUAAAGAUGUUUCAAAGGAACUAAGGGGAUUAUUGGAUCACCCAGCUGUACGGCUGCGCUUCACCAAAUGCUUUAGUUUCGCCAGUGCUCGGGCAGAGGCUGCCUACCUCACCCAACGUGCACGAUUUUUUGGUGAAAACGAAGGGCUGGAUGACUACAUGGAGGCCCGUGAAGGUAUGCAUUUAAAGAAUGUAGACUUUCGUGAGCACAUUUUAGCCUUCCCUGACCCAGCCAGGCAGCCUUGGUAUGCCAGAAGUAAAAUUUUCUGGCUGGCCUCCGCUCUGCUCCUGUCCUGGCCGCUGCGCGUUGUUGCGGAGUAUCGCACUGCAUACGUGCACUACCAUGUGGAGAAACUGUUUGGUGACACUGAUGAAAACAGUAGGGGGGACAUAACUGAGAGCGGUAGGGGUAACGAGAAUGGAAACGGAGGAGGGAGCAUUGGGUCAAGCUAUCGUGCCAUUUCUCGUGUUAACACAGUGGACAUGACCGAGCUGGAGUGGCACAUUCGCUGCAACCAGCAGAUGGUUCCCAGCUACUCCGAGGCUCUUCUGAUGGAUCCUGGUUCAGGUGCCACUCAGGGAACCAGCACUCCUCCGGCCGGACAAGGGACUAACUCCACGACGGGUGGUCCCACGCUUCCAGUGGCUUUUGCCUCAGCUUACUUGCUUCAGAGCUGUCCUCGCUGCCGCCGUACCACAAGCAGUGCUUCCCUUCCUUCCAGACUGAGAGGCCCAACAGCAGCUCUGCUAAAUGGAACGAUGGCCGGGAUGAGGGCUAUUGGGUCGGGAGGGGGUCCUGGUGUCCCAGGGAGGCUGGUUCUGAGCAGAAGUGGCUUCUCAUUGGGACGGCUUCAGGCUCCUCGUCCAUCGUCCCUCUUCCACUCCCGCAGUGUAGGUGGAGGACUAGCAACAAGAGGAGACGAGGGAAGCGGAGGAGGCUUUUUACAUUUGAGUUCCAGACAGGAUGAAGAGAGCAGAAGAGUUCUGGAGGGAGAGGAGGACGAGGAGGUGGGACAUGAGAUGCAAAGAGAGGAAGAAGAGGAGAGAGAAGGGGAGCAAAGUGAGCAACAGGAGGAGGUAGAAGAAGAGGAAUCAAGGGAAGGAGACAGGCCUCCUACAUAUCAGGAUGCUUUCUUCUUUCCUGUGUUAAUAGUUCAUGGAGAGGAGAGUUGCCAUUCAGGCGGUGACAUUUCCUGAAGAAGAAUGCCUAAACCACAGUACAAAGGAAUGUUAAAAUAAAAAACCGUAAUGGCCAAAUAAUUAAGGAAACAUGGACUGAAUUUGAGGAAUUAACUGAUGAACGAAGAUUUCUUUUUAACAAAAAGCAAUGUUAAACUUAUAAAUUCUAUGCAAUAAAGUAAAAGUGAUUUUAAACACAAGGACAAACAUAACAGAUGAGGCAAGAACGUCAUACUGCACAUCGUCUGAUCUUACUCUAUAGAAGUCUUCCAAACUGACUGGGAACGAAAUUCAAGGAAAAAUAUAAACUAUGGGGAAUGUUAUUAUUCUACCCAUACACAGUUAUAUUUGGAUUUGUCCGGCUAGUCGGUAAAAUAAGUUUUUGUUUCUCCAAACCAACCAGGAGAAGAGCCUCAUUAAAAUAUUAAUUGGGAUUUGCCUUCUAGAAGUAUUUCUCCAUGAAAAUUGGUUCAUUUGAUUGGUAUCCCAGGUUGCAUCUUUUAUUCCAUACAAAAAAGCAUCUUGGAAAAUCUGAUGGAUGCCAUUAUUAUUUCAGGGAGUUCAGUUAUGUUAAGCUAUUUUCAAUUUUUGCCGAUUCAGUGAGUCAUUUCUUACUCAGGAUCAGAAGCCAAGUCUCUAAAAUGUAUAGUUUGCCAGUCAGUUGUUUAUUUGUACAACAGCACAUCACCAAUUUUGCCUCAUGAAGUGCUUGACUCACAAAAGCACAUAAAUAACAGUUUAGCAUGUUGCCCUCCAUCUAGCCUCUGUGCUUGUCUUUGAUUGGCUCAAGUGUAUAAAUAGUAGUGUAAGCACAUUGCAAAAUACACAUCUGAAUGUGUUUAAAGAUUAGAAAAUGUACACAAAUCUUCCUAGUUGUCGUAUUUUUAAGCUUUAAAUGUAAACAGAUGUUCACAAAUACACAAGCCACAUACAAACUCUCAGUCCUAACAUAAAGCAUGCAGUCAUGGUCGCUCAAUUAUCCUUAAGCAGAGCAGAUAAAUGUUGCAACUGCAGUGUUAAAAAAACACCUUUAAGAUAAAGAAAUCGUUGUU